GCUUCUUCUACAACUGCAGCCACCUCGGUAGCUCGCCAGAUAAUAAAGUCGGAACAUUCAAUUUCUUUGGGACAAUUUCGUGGUUUAUUUGCCACUAUGAUUUAAACAUACUUAUGUGGAAACAACUAGCUACCCCAUUUAAUUUAAUAUUUACGUUGUAAGUCAGUUAGCUGGCUGGUUAAGUCUGCACUAAUCUAGUCGUUAAUGCUAACUAGCAAUUAUCCCCGACCAUGAGUUCACUAAGCUUCUCUCCUUCUAAAGAAGAGGUCUGCUGGACGGAGAAAGAGGGUCUCGUCAAAGAGGAGGCUGUUACAAUACAAGAACAAGUAGAGGGCGAGGUUGUUACCGUGAAAGAAGAAGAGAAAGACGUCUUCAGAGUGAAAGAGGAGGAGGAUGUUACUGUGAAAGAAGAGGAGGAAGAUGCCGUUUUUGGAGUGGAGGAUGAAGUGAAAGAAGAUGAAGACGUUUUUGGAAUGAAGGAUGAAGAGGGGGAGAUUACUGUCACAAUAGAGGAGGACGAAGAAAAGACUGGAGAUCUGAUUAACACCAGUAAAUACAGAAAGAGACGUGACUAUCGUGGAUCCUCUGGAGAGCCUCAACAACCUUAUGAUGCUUAUCAGGCAGAGAAGAGUCUCUCCACAUUAGAAUACCUCAAGAAACACCCGCAGAGAUCCACAGGGAAGAGAACUCACCGCUGCUCUGACCGUGGGAAGAGGUUCACCUCACCAGCAGGCAUUAAAAAACAUCAGAGAAUCCACACAGUAGAGAAACCUUUUAGCUGAACUCAAAUGUGGGAAGAGUUUUGAUACAUCUAGCCAUCUGAAGAUACACCAGAGAAUACACACAGGAGAGAAACCUUAUAGCUGUACUCAAUAUGGGAAGAGUUUUACUCGGCUAA
Molecule: messenger RNA, 898 nt
Organism: Oncorhynchus tshawytscha (Chinook salmon)
Lineage: Eukaryota; Metazoa; Chordata; Actinopteri; Salmoniformes; Salmonidae
Product: zinc finger protein 189-like
Exons: 2
Coding region: 231-782 (183 amino acids)
Biological process (GO): regulation of cytokine production; regulation of immune system process; negative regulation of transcription by RNA polymerase II
Source: RefSeq, a predicted model, not a curated record